Messenger RNA from Electrophorus electricus (electric eel), 2147 nucleotides. It is a transcript of the gene zic2b, whose product is annotated as zic family member 2 (odd-paired homolog, Drosophila) b. The record is from RefSeq and is a predicted model, not a curated record. Lineage: Eukaryota; Metazoa; Chordata; Actinopteri; Gymnotiformes; Gymnotidae. Gene Ontology annotation, biological process: regulation of transcription by RNA polymerase II. Gene Ontology annotation, cellular component: nucleus. Gene Ontology annotation, molecular function: DNA-binding transcription factor activity, RNA polymerase II-specific; RNA polymerase II cis-regulatory region sequence-specific DNA binding.
ACAACUAAAAGUGUAAGUGUGUCAAGACCUACUCGGCUUUUGCUUGUUGCAGAUCUGCGCCAAGGCCUGCGUAUACCUGGAAAAACGCAUGCAAAGAUAUUUCCAGACAUUUCAAAUUCACGCGAAGAUGUUGCGAUUUUGAAAAAAAACUUUAGUCACUUAAAACGUGGCAUGAUAGUUUUCUGUUUAUCUGCGGGGCUAUGCUGGGAACGAGACAUUUCUUUUAAUCGUUCUUUAUUAUUUUUACACGCCAUCAUUUAGUCGGCAGAUCAAAUAGAGCGAUGUUGUUGGACGCCAGCCAUCAGCUUUCGGGUUUAGGAUUUGCUCGGCAUCACUCCGCGAGCGAGUCGCAGGACAGGGACGCGAGCUUCAUGGAGUCCGCUCACGUGAGCGCCUUUAAGAUGAACCAUACCGAGCUCUCGCCUGGCCACAGCGCAGCCUUCGCCUCGCAAGCACCCAGCUACACCGCCGCGACACUCGGCGCGCACGCAGUGGCGCACGCCGCAUCUUAUGCCAGCUCCACUUUCAACUCGACGCGGGACUUUCUUCUGCGCAGCCGUGGAUUCGGAGAGGGGACUUCGAGUGGCGGGCAACACCCGCUCUUCAGUUCCGCCACCGGAGCACUCCAUCACUCACACCCGGAGGGGCAAGGGCACCUACUUUUCCCCGGCUUCCAUGAUCAACAUGCCUCGCAUCACGGCUCUCCAAACGCGCUUAACGGGCGUCUCGGACUACCUAGUGAGGUCUUCGGACGGGCGGAUCAGUACCACCAGGUGUCCAAUCCGCGGGGCGACCCGUACAGCCAGUAUGGCCUAAAUAUGAGCGUGAAUAUAGCGGCGCAUCACUCGGGAGCGUUCUUCCGCUACAUGCGGCAGCAGUGCAUAAAACAGGAGCUCAUCUGUAAGUGGAUCGAGCCGGAGCAACACGGCGAGCACAAGAAGUGCUGCGGCAAAACGUUCAGUACCAUGCACGAGCUGGUGACCCACGUCUCCGUGGAGCACGUGGGAGGCCCGGAGCAAUGUAAUCACGUCUGCUUUUGGGAAGACUGUCCACGGGAAAGCAAGCCCUUCAAGGCGAAAUACAAACUGGUCAAUCACAUACGCGUGCACACGGGAGAGAAGCCCUUCGCUUGCCCAUUCCCUGGAUGUGGAAAGGUUUUCGCGCGCUCCGAGAACUUGAAAAUUCACAAGAGGACACAUACUGGAGAGAAACCGUUCCUGUGUGAAUUCGACGGCUGCGACAGACGCUUCGCCAACAGCAGUGACCGGAAGAAACACAUGCACGUUCACACAUCCGACAAGCCGUACCUGUGCAAAAUGUGCGAUAAGUCGUACACUCAUCCCAGCUCCCUAAGAAAGCACAUGAAGGUCCACGACGAGCAAAGCCCAGUAAACGAGUCCUCACCCGCGGGAAGCUCCGGUUACGAGUCGUCCAACUUGGUGUCACCGUGCUCCGAGUCCCAAAGCACCCUGUCGCCUGACUCCGUGGUUCUAAACAACAGCGGACAUAAUAGCUUAACGUCCAAUUUUAGCGAGUGGUACGUUUAAUACCGACAAAAAUCUAGCAGCUCAUGUGGUGUGGUGGGUAGUACGGAGAAAUGUAUAUAGGCUACAAAAUAAAUGAAGGUUUAUGUUUUUUGUUUUGUUUUUUUCAAAACCAGUAUUGCACUGUUAACACCGAAGAAGGAGGCUAUUAUCUGCUGUGUAUAAUGGGCAGUGGAUGUUGUUUUUCUCGUAUGAAGAAUGUUAGCUUUUCUGUGUUGUCUGAAGGAUGUAUAAAGUGUGUCUGUGCUUAUGUCUUAAUGCAAUUCCACGAAUUAUCGUGCUGAAAUGGUUUCCUGGAAAAGCCGAAUCUUAUGACUAUUAACGUAACCUGAAAGUGCCAAAAUGAACGUGACGUGAAAAAAAAAAUAAUUUUGUGAAUGUAUUUUUUACGUUGUAAUGAUAUUUUCUUGUAACCAAUAAGUUUAGAUAAAUGACAAACCAUUUUAAAAUACAUGUAGUAUUCUUUAGAAGUCAGCAAAUGAUGUAUUGAUUACGAUGCAAAAUAUUUAUGAACCCUUUUCUGGACUAAAUCGUGUACAGUGAUGUCACCCUCAGGCCAGUGUGUUUUGUUAAAAACGUUUCUCGGUUUUAAAAUAUAAAACU